Glycine soja is the source of this 1113-nucleotide messenger RNA. RefSeq lists its product as uncharacterized. The coding region runs from base 103 to 774 and encodes 223 amino acids. The transcript is spliced from 6 exons. The record is from RefSeq and is a predicted model, not a curated record. NCBI's taxonomy places the organism in Eukaryota, Viridiplantae, Streptophyta, Magnoliopsida, Fabales, Fabaceae.
CGGAGGUAGAGUUGGAUAGCAAAUUGUAAGUUUGGGAAAGGCAGCGGGAGUGGAAGAUAUUUAUGGUGAGUCUGAGGGCUUGGAGGCAGAGAAGAGAUAGAGAUGGAAAUAGAGAGGCUAAGAAGAAAUGCAGAGGCGCUGGUUGAGAAGACCAUGAAAGGGAACGAUGCUUCUCAUGAUGCUGCUCAUGUUUGGAGAGUUCGUGAUCUUGCUCUCUCCCUUGCCAAAGAGGAAGGCCUCUCUUCCAAUCCCCACUCCAUGGAAAUUGUUGAGCUUGCUGCGCUUCUCCAUGACAUAGCUGACUACAAAUACCUCAGGGACCCAUCUGAGGAAAAAAUUGUUGAGAAUUUUCUCGAUGAAGAGGGAGUUCAGGAGGACAACAAGUUCAAAAUUUUGAAGAUCAUCAAAGGAAUGGGUUUCAAGGAAGAAGUGUCAGGAAGUGGAAAUAGUGAAGGGUUUCCAGAAUUUGGAGUUGUGCAAGAUGCUGAUCGACUUGAUGCUAUUGGUGCUAUAGGAAUUGCACGUUGUUUCACCUUUGGUGGGAGUAGGAAGAGGUUGCUGCAUGAUCCAGCCAUUCUACCACGAUCUGAUUUGUCCAGGCAGCAAUACAUGAACAAAGAGGAACAAACUACUAUUAAUCAUUUUCAUGAGAAGCUUCUCAAGCUCAAAGAUAUGAUGAAAACCAAGGCUGGGAAAAGGAGGGCUGAGAGAAGGCAUAAGUUCAUGGAGGAGUUUGUGAAAGAGUUCUACGACGAAUGGAAUGGUUUAAGCUAAUAAACCAUUCCACAACUUAUGGAUGCUAGACUAUAUUGUGAGCUUGUUAUCUGUUAUUUCUUUUCCUCCUCACCCGUAGAGGUUACAUAUAUUGUCACUGGUUAUACAAUUCUUCCCAGGAUCGUCCGCGUAAGCACAAUGUUUUGCUGAUAAAUUACAAUGUACAUGUGAGUCGUAGUUCCCAGUAUCAGUAUUCAGUAGUAAUGGUUCCAACUUCGUUUCUACUUAAUAAACUUGUUGUCUGAUCGUGCAAUGAGAUUUUUUGGAUGCAAAUUAUAUGUACAGUAGUACUUAUGUUAUGGAUUUCAAGUAUGUUAAGAAACAAGAUAUCUUGUCUAA